AACUGUCUGGACAUGGGGACUUAGGAGGAGCUAGGAUGAAAGGCCUCCUUGUUGCUUAGCCUUGGCAGGGCUCUUCUGGAAGCCAGGCUCUCUCCUAGUCUAAGAAGGCAAGCUUUUUGCUGGAUUACAAAGUCCUCUCUGGUCGUGGCCACGGUCUGUCUACCCCACUCAGCGCCCGCCCUGUGUCCACACAUGCUUGUCAGACUGGACUGAGGAAGCCCACAACUGGGGUGGGUUUGGAAUUUCCAGUCCCUGUCAGCAUCUUACACUCCCAGGGUGGUUUCUUUCAGACUUAGCUCAGUUUUCUUUAGCCUCUCAGUUUCCGGGUCCAAUCUAAGCUACCAGACAGGCUCUGCCAAACCAGAGGCCCAGAUGGGGUCUGCCACUCCAGCCACUGUGAGCAGCUUUGGUUUGAGCCCAAAUGCCAGGACUGGAGAAGUGUUGACAAGGUUGAGACUCAGCUGACCAGUACUGAUAUCAACAGACCGUAAGACUGAUAGAACAGACUCUUUAAGUCUGAAGGUGACUGCUUCCCCCUCUGUCAUGAUUGUAAGUUUCCUGAGGCCUCCCCAGCCAUGCACAACUUUUGUACGGUGGAAGCAAGUCCUGACCUGGCUCUUGUGAAUACAGCUCUUCCAUCUCUUGUGCCAGCACCUGCUGCUGCUCCAGUUUGAAGCCCUAACCUUUAAUGUGACCAAAUUUGGAUACAGAGUCCUUUAAAAUGGUAAUUAAGGUUAAAUGAGAUCAUAAGGGUGGAGCUCCAAUCCAAUAUGACCAGUGUUUUAGAAGAAGAGAAAGACUCCAAGGAUGCAUGCACACAGAGGAACAGCCAUGUGAGCACGCAGCGAGACAACAGCCAUCUGCAUGCAAGGAGAGAGGCCUCAGAGAAACCAGCCCUGCCUGAUGAAGUUGAAUUAACAGAUCCUCCACUUCUUCUCCCUUGGCUACCCCUGAGAUAGCAAGAUCAAUCCUUCCUCUUCUUCCUCCUUCUCAGUCUACACAACAAGAAGACGACAAGGAUGAAGGCCUUUAUCAUGACUCACUUCCACUCAAUGAAUAAUACAGAAGCUUCUGAGAGGUAACUCACCCAAAGUUACAAAGCCAAUUAAAGUGGUAAAAAUUGGGCCCUACUCAGGCCUGUUGGCUUCCUGAAGUAACACAGCAAUUGAGUAGAAACGGCUGCUGGAAAUUCUUCAUAGUUAAGGAUCACAUGAACACAAUCCAGUACAAAUGGGUCCAGGAGCUUCAACGAGCGUUCCAGCUUCUUCGUAAAGUUCCCACACCGUGCAACAAGCGGAGGGAAGAGAACUUCCGGCGCCCCCACCUACCGCUCCCCAGCCGUGUCCCGCUGCUCUAAAGCUGCAGACUUGAUCGAUUGCUUCUGCCUGGGCGGUACCGCCCGAAUCGACUGCUCCUGUCUGAUGCGUCCCCAGGCGCGGGAAACGAGUUUCAAUCCACUUUCCUGACCCCAACCAUCUGCCCGGUUUCCGCUUCCCCGUCUUGUACACACCUAACUCCUGAGGCUCCUCCGAAUCACGCGAGUGGAAGCGGAGAAGCUCAAGUGGCCGCCAUGUCGGAGGCUUAUUUCCGAGUGGAGUCGGGUGCGCUGGGGCCUGAGGAGAACUUUCUUUCUUUGGACGACAUCCUGAUGUCCCACGAGAAGCUGUCGGUGCGCACGGAGACCGCCAUGCCUCGCCUUGGCGCUUUCUUCCUGGAGCGGAGCGCAGGCGCCGAGACUGACAACGCGGUCCCACAGGGUUCCAAGCUUGAACUACCCUUGUGGCUGGCAAAAGGACUUUUUGACAACAAGCGACGGAUCCUUUCUGUGGAACUCCCCAAGAUCUACCAAGAGGGUUGGAGGACUGUGUUCAGUGCGGAUCCCAAUGUGGUGGACCUCCACAAAAUGGGGCCCCAUUUCUACGGGUUUGGCUCCCAACUCCUGCAUUUUGACAGUCCCGAGAAUGCAGACAUUUCCCAGUCUCUGCUGCAGACUUUUAUUGGACGUUUUCGCCGCAUCAUGGACUCGUCACAGAACGCUUACAACGAAGACACUUCAGCCCUGGUAGCCAGGCUAGACGAGAUGGAGAGGGGCUUAUUUCAAAUAGGGCAGAAUGGACUGAAUGACUUUCAGUGUUGGGAGAAGGGGCAGGCUUCUCAGAUCACAGCUUCCAACCUCGUUCAGAAUUACAAGAAGAGAAAAUUCACUGAUAUGGAAGACUGAAGGCCGGAAGAACACAGAAUGGCUCCUUGUAGACGUAUCCCUCCAUGUGUCCUUGAUAGGAGCUGGCAGACCUUGUACAGAACCAGAAUCCUGCCCCAUUUCAUGACUUAUUUCCUGUGGCCAUAGAGAAUUAUAGGGAACUGGACAUGCUGGAGGAUGUGGGUGUCCCUGGCUCUGUGAGUCUUCCAGGACCGUCCCACCCUGCUGACCCACAGCCCAGGCCCUUUAACCCAAAAACCCACGGCCAAGGAGAAAUCAAAGUCCUUCCUAAGUAAGAAUCAUUGCUAUAUGAUAUAUCACAGUAGAGUUGCAACUGGGAUUCUUUGUGUCUGGGAGUUUGGACACCUUCACUAGCCACAAAGCACAGGUAACAAACUGGGUCAUCGCCUGUUCACAAAAUGCUCUCUUGAUCUUAUUUGCCUCAUCUUCCUCAUGGUUGUACAGAGGAUAGCACCCCACCUUGCCGGCCUGACUUGGAGAUAUCUCCUGCUGCCUGCCUGCAGGGAGUUACCCCAGUUUCCAAAAACAGUCGCCCAGAUAAAGGAGAAAAAGGGAAAGGCAGAUGAAUGGCAUGGCUUUUACUAAAGAAAAGAUGUUGGCCUCAUACUCUGUACUCAGGGCUUAAUGAACUGGAAUCUGCAUAACUCAGAAGUCAACCCGGAAGGGAAAUGGUUAAAUUGAGCUUGUUUUUGCCUCUGAGAGCCUAAAAGCACCCGCACACUUAUUCCACUCCCUGUCUAGAAAAGCUGUCAGGGAGUCAUUUGGAAUUGCAAAGUAGUUAUUAAGGGGUGUUAACCAGCCUGCAUUACAUCCGGAAGUCAGGACUUGGUUGCUGACUAUGAAGGGCCCUGUUUUCGAAAUCUAACAUUGCGAGUGUAAAUGGGCAAGAAGCCUCCGUUGUGCUUUUUUUUCCUCUUCAGUAAAUUUUGCAACAUUAUUGCAUAGAAGAUCCCUGACCAUUUACUAGGAACCUGGUUAAGCAAGCACUAAUCUCUUUUCCUGGAGAUCAAGGAUGCAACCUCAGGUUGAGAAAGAAACAGUGUUCCCUGGGCCCAUUAGACUGCUUGCAGGGCAUCACUGCUUCCCCCGACACCCCACAACUAGCAAAAAUUGUCUUUGUCUUUGGAAAUUAUAGAGGGAUUUGGGUAUCCAGAUUGUGCAGAUGCAAACUUAGACUGUCUUGAUGCAAACUUAGAACCACAGAAAUGCUUUUAAAAUGCCUGUUUUAAGAUGGAAUUGAUGUUUUUAUAAUUUGAUUUUAGUGCUAAAUAAAUGAUUGGCUUUGUACAUGAA
Messenger RNA from Pongo pygmaeus (Bornean orangutan), 3514 nucleotides. It is a transcript of the gene GINS3, whose product is annotated as GINS complex subunit 3. Gene Ontology annotation, biological process: mitotic DNA replication initiation. The record is from RefSeq and is a predicted model, not a curated record. Lineage: Eukaryota; Metazoa; Chordata; Mammalia; Primates; Hominidae. The transcript is spliced from 10 exons. Gene Ontology annotation, cellular component: GINS complex. Bases 1571 to 2221 code for a protein of 216 amino acids.